Hemibagrus wyckioides is the source of this 6831-nucleotide messenger RNA. It is a transcript of the gene frs3, whose product is annotated as fibroblast growth factor receptor substrate 3. The record is from RefSeq and is a predicted model, not a curated record. Lineage: Eukaryota; Metazoa; Chordata; Actinopteri; Siluriformes; Bagridae. Gene Ontology annotation, biological process: cell surface receptor protein tyrosine kinase signaling pathway. Gene Ontology annotation, cellular component: cytoplasm. Bases 1000 to 2850 code for a protein of 616 amino acids. The transcript is spliced from 7 exons.
UUCUUCUUUUUCUUCUGAUUAUUAUUAUUAUUAUUAUUAUUAUUAUUAUUAUUAUUAUUAUUAUCAUUAUUAUUAUUAUUUGCAUUGUUAGUGUUUGAAAACCUUGACCUGAAUUAUAAAAAUCAUUUUGGCUUGCAGCUAGACUUCAGUGCCCAGUUUCAUUCAGAUAUUUUGGUGACUGGAAAUAGAAACCAAAAAUGGACCUUAAAUGUGUGUGGGUUUUUUUUUUUAGGACAACAGAGGCACGUUUUGAUGUCAUUUCCUAUUUAUACUGCAUUAGAGAGGGUACCUGAUGUGUGUUUAAAGCGGCAUUUACGUAUGUUUCGGAGCUAUUCUGAGAUCCAAACAUCUUUCUGCAGAACUGACCGAUAUGUAUAUGUGCAGUUAUAAAUCCAACUCCCUGUAUAAAGGCCUCUAAUUAUACUCAGUGCAAAAUGAUUCAAAUAUAAUGAUCUCGACUGUAACAUGUAUUAAUUCACUUUUUAUUGAAUGACAUAAAGUAAGAAAUACAGUAAGUAUGUUUUAAACACACUCAGUUUAACAGGGUCAGGUACAGAACCAUUAAGGAACUAGCAGGACCAGGCUCCCAGUAGAUGAUGGCCUAGAGGUCCCGACAGGUGAUGUUUGAAUUGUGUUAAGCAAUAGAAUAUAUUUAUUCUCUACUAUCAAGCGGCAGAGCCUGCACACAUUUGCGAGACAGAAAUGUCAUGUAAAGUAAUUAUACCUCACAUCCCCUGGGAGCCUGGGAAUGCAGCACAGAUUGACUUCCAUUUUUGUAUCUUAAUCACAGCACACUUUCUGGAAAAAAAGGGACAAAAUUCUCAGAGGAAUCUCUUUUCUCGGUUUGUCAGGAGAUAUGAAGAGUUUGCACACUGGGACCUGCUGCUCGUACCAGCACACCCCUGUUCCACCAUGACCCCCAGCAGAGAAUUCUGGGAUUGACGUUAGCAUCACUCCCACUGAUGGCCUGCACCAGGUUUCAGCUAACCUGCUGAAGCUAUGGGGAGCUGUUGGAGCUGUCUAUACAGAGACGCCAUUCAAGACAACCACCCCACCAAAUUCAAGGUGACAAAUGUGGAUGAUGAAGGGAACGAGCUGGGAUCUGGGACUAUGGAGCUCACCCAAACCGAGCUCAUUUUGCACACACGAAAGCGUGACGCCAUCCGGUGGCCGUACCUCUGCCUGCGUCGUUACGGCUACGAUUCCAACCUGUUCUCCUUCGAGAGCGGGAGGCGUUGUCAGACAGGACAGGGGAUCUUUGCAUUUAAGUGCUCUCGGGCAGAAGAGAUCUUUAACCUUCUGCAGGAGCUGAUGCAGUGCAACAGCAUUAACGUGGUGGAGGAGCCCAUGCUCAUGACCCGUCCUGGCCACACACCGGAGAUGGAGAUGCCUCGAACUCCUCAAACACCUAACACUCCCGGGUUUCCAGUUCAGACGUUUCCUAAUGGAUACCCGGGGUACCCUAUAAGUGCAGACUCAUCACAGCCCUCCCUUUCUGAUGACCACAGACACAGCCUCAUGGGGAUAGACGACCAGACACAUACAUAUGUGAACACAGUUAGUAUGGAGAGUGAGCUUUCGAGCCGCCACUGUGUCCGAUCCCUGCCCGAGGUUCGGCCCCCUGCCUUCAGCGAGGCGUCCACCAAACCAAGCCAACCCAGCAUGCACUGCUGCGGCAUGGACGACUCCCACAAGGACCCUCAGCUCUUCCUCCAGCCAGGAGCUCAGGAGGUGAAGUUCAUGCUGGGGCCGACGCCGGCACAACGCCACAUGAUGGAGCGCGACCGAGACCGGCACUCCUCUCACCCACUCCGAGCACCCGAUGGCAGCUCCGAAACCGAGGGAGAGGAGGCUCCACCCCUUCACAUAUGCAACACGCACUCCUACCACCAUUACCAUCAUCAUCUGCACCGACAUUCCAGCAUGGAGCCAUGCCCAGGAAGCCAGCUAACAUAUGAGAACAUUAAUGGUCUUCGAGGGCCACGCAGGCAGAGGCUGAGCCCCAGCAGUGCCUCCCAGUCGCAGUCUGUGGGCUCAAGCAGCAGCAGCAGCACAGCUGGAGAAACACACCCACAUACACACCCGCACUCCCUGCCACUCUCACACACACAUGCCUCCUCAUUGCCUCCGCAGGGCUACAGUGGGGGCCACCGACGCUCUGCUCUGCUCAACUACGAGAACCUUCCAUCACUGCCACCAGUGUGGGAGUACCGUGCUCUUCAGCGGGAUGAGGAAGAGGAGCAGGACGAAGAUGAGGAAGAUGAUGAGUAUGAGGAAGAAGAGGAGGAGGACUUUGAUGAGUAUGAGUACUCAGAGGGGCCAGGAACCCCGAAUGGAUAUCAUCAGGAAAGUGGUAGCAGUGGUGGGAUUCAUCGCGAUGCUCUGCAGAACUACGUCAACACCGAACAGAUCCAGCCUCCCACUCAUCUGCAUCAUGCGUGCCCUCCUCAUCCUCAGCCCUCUGAGAGGGGUGGCCGAGUUUUCAGUUUUGAUUUCCGCCGGCAUCGGGCGGGGCGUGGCACAGUUGGCAGUGCAGCCUGCGAGCAGCAUGGCCGCCACCUGCCCCCACCACCCUCGCGCCAGCUCAACUACAUCCAGGUGGACUUGGAGGCUGGAGCCUCGAGUUGCCCGGGACACGGAGGGGGCGGAGCUCAAGUGCCACAGAGACCGCCUCCAAUGAAGCGCGGCAUGGCUGCUGCCCCGGUCAUGCCUCCAUCCCGCCGUGGUGAGUGUUAUGCUGUGAUCGACCUGCAGAAAACUGCAGCCAUGUCCAACCUGCAGAAAGCCCUGCCUCGUGAUGAUGGCACAUCCCGAAAGACCCGCCACAACAGCACCGACCUGCCUCUGUGAGACAAAAUGAGUGUUAAAGAGUGAGGAGAAAAAAAAAUGUUAUGGGUAAGACUAAAAACAAAAGGAGCUCUGUGGUGUUACUGUCCUCUCACCAUUUAGUUGGAGUUUCCAUCCUCACACUCCUAUUUUUAACACAUUUGCACUUAUGCCAGCUAUUUCUUGUGGAUACAAUAAGGCAAAACUGAAUAUACCAGCUGUGUGAUAGAAAUUCAUGCAAUUUUUAAAGGUGGUCCAUAACUUUUGGUGCCCAGUGACCACCAAAUUGUAAUCGAGCCCCUCCUUCUAAACUGAGCCUCACAGUUAUACCUUCACAGGUUUAUAAGAAAAGGUGUUUAAAAUGAUCUAAAAGGAAAAAAUCGCAUUCCAGAUGAGAUCGGAAGCUGCUCUGUAAACAGCUGUGUUUUCAGCGUACGUAAAACAGAGUACUAUAGGUUUGAAAGCUUGUUAAUUCACAGCGGUUUUUACUCCGGGUCUAUCAUUAACUUUUAUAGUAUGUUACAUCCUAGAGCAUAAAAGGUUUCCACAUUGUAGCUGUUUUAUUUUAAAUAAACAUUCAGUUCAUUUCUCAUUAAAUAUGGUUUAGAAAGUUUUUUUUUUAAGUGAUUAGGAAAGAGUAAAAGACAUUUGAGUCUAAGAGAUUACAGUCUGACUGCUGUUCCCACCACCCCAAAGUAAUCACUUAUCUGCGAAGUGUUAAUGAAGUGCAAAUCCAAGAGUCUGUAUUUAUGUAAAUCUAUGUUUUGGAAAAACUGUGCAAAGCAUCAUAGCCAUGCAUAUGCAGAAGGAAGGACUUUCAUUAUUUUUUUAUAAUAAAAAAAAAAAGUCAUUCCAUGAGCCUUGAUUAGGCAAACCUUAUUUAUAUUAAUUUAUUUAAUUUUAUUAUGCAUAUUUAUGCAUCUAUGGAUUUGUUUGAUUUUGUUAUUUGACUCUUAUAAAUAAGAGUAGAUAACAUAUAUGUCAGUGAGAUUAAUUGUCUUCUAUAGGCGAUGAGGAAGACGAUAGAAUCCAGCUUUGUUACGUCAUGUCAUUGUUCCGUUGUCUUUUCUAACAGUUCCGUGCGGAUUUAGUCUAUUUUAGUGACAUGUUUGUGCCAAACAGAUGAAUAUAAUACUGAAUCACGUGCCAAUGGUGUAUAUGGAGUUUGAGGGCUAACUAUCAACAGCAGCUGGAAAUAAAACACAGCUGUACUCACUACACAAAGAUCAUAAGCUAUCCAGGGCUAAAAUGUCGACGAUGUAGACAUCGCCUCCCAUUUGUACAUGCCGAGUCAGGAUAUUUUUUUUUUCUUCAGUUUUUACUGCAUAUGGAUUUUAUUGAAUCUGGAUGUUUUGUUGUUAGUAGCAGAAUUCCAGGCAGGGUUCAUGUUUGUCUGUUCCACCUAAAGUAACAGGUAGCCUACGUGUACAUGUUGCCUUGCAGUUAUAUACUGUGAAAAAGACUAAUAUGAAUGAUGGCUUAAAUUCUGCAAUUACCAGAUGUUCAUAUACAUACAAGGAUUACAAAGAAUUUUGUUAGGAAUGUGUUCUAGGUAGUUAAAGAAAGACUGAUCCAAUAGUAUUAAAAAAACGUUUUUCAAUCAAGAUUCGGAUUUUAGGGUUAAUCUGUUUUGCGGGCGGAAAGGGCCAUAAAAUAUUUGCUUGUUUUCUUCAAGUCAUUGGUCUUUACUUCCUGAUCAAGUCUUUCCACCUGUUUUACAAAAUUUCCUUUUGUUCCAAGCAUUUUCUCUAACUGUGAUUAGAGAAAAUCCGGUUCUACAUUAUUAUCAACUUCAAAACUUAGACAGGAAGUGUUCUGUACUUCAUACAACUGAACCAUAACCUGUAUUCAUCCUAUUUUAAAAGCUAUGAUUACAGACAGAGCCCAAAACUACACUUACCCCUCAGCUAUGAACGUGCUAAGUAUGUGAAACUUUGGAAAAUAGGUGGAAACAGUAAUAGAGCUUCUUUUUGUUUAGCUGGGUGGGGAUGUAGACUCAGCCAACGCUUCACACUGGAACUGGCAGCCAUGCUGAACUGAGAGCAAAGCCACAUGGAGCUUCCUUACCAAAUUCUUUGCAACCAAAUUUUUUCCCGGACCAGUGUGAGGAAAUAGUCAAUAGUCAAAGUAUUUCCAAUACUUGUAAUAAAAGUAUUUUAAUUCAGAUCUCAUUUGUUCAGAAACAAACAUUCCCACAGCUUUAGUUAUUCGAAGCGACCGUUCUUCACAGAGCCUUGCAUUUCACUCCAGUAUGGCUGUUAGUGGGGUCAAGCCAAACAAAAUCAACAUGUAAUAUAUACACUCACACAGGUACAUUGCAGUGUUUGUAAUGUACUCUAAGAAUGCGAUGAUAAACUAUUUGGACACUUUUGAACACUUUUAAGAGAGUCAAUCUAGUUUUAACAUCUAUAUUUUUGGUAUUGUUGUGUGAAAAAAAACAUUUUGCAAUAACAGCUACUGGGGUCAUAUCAGUGUUUGUCUAAGUUGUGUGAAAAAUGAUGAUGCUGAUGCUGAUGACGACGAUGAUGUGUGUAUGUGUGUGUGUGUGUGGUACGAAGAGAUUUCAUCACCUUUCAAAGAGGUCUUAAUCAGCACUGGCUUUGCUGUCUCUCUCAGGCCUUGAUACUCAUGUGCUGUUGGGCUUAAUCCAGGCAUUGUGGGGAAAAGGGGAUUGUAUUUGUAUUAAAUGUGACAUAUGUGAGAUCAUAGAUAAAGUAAUUGUGUUCUAAAAAAGAAAAAAAGCGUCAUGAAAUCGUGGGGAAAAUGAAGGUGCACUAGGAAACCUUAGGCUCUUGUCUUUAUGUUGGUUGUGUGAGACCUCUUUGGAUCGUGAAUGUUUUUAUUUUCAGGAUUUUCCAUUUUUAACAUCAUUUUUUUAUUCCAUCAGGGUCAAUGAAGUAGCUCUUCGCUGUGAAUUUCAUAUAUUAUGGGUUACACGUUAGACCCAGGCUAGUUGCACUGAAAAUAGAAAUAGGACGACAAUAAUCCUGAAUUAUUGAAUAUUGAAUCCCACUGUAAAAUAAAAAAAAAGAAAAAAAAAGAAAAAAAGAAAUGUUUUCAGAUUUUACAAAGAAAGGUUGAAUGGUCAUUUAGCAUUUCCAGGUGUCUUUACUGCAAUCUUUGUUUCGACUCUCCUUGUUGACUUGUUUUUGUCAAAACAACUAUGUACCUCUCUGUUAAUACAAUGUCACGAAUGGGAUUUGCAUAUAAUUCUAUUUUCAUCCAAGCCUGAGAUAAAUGUUCAGCUGAAGGUAAUUUUGAAGGAAGCCUAUCUGAAAUCUGAACGACUUGCUGGCAGUCUGGCUUCAUAUUUUGUCUUAAUAAGGCUUAGGCAGAGCUCACUGACUGUGAUGUCCUGCGCAUUAAUGUGAACGAGUGCCAAAUGUGUCUGAGUAAGAGCGAUCGAGAGCGGCUCAUGCAUUGGACCCUUUAGUGGAGCUUGCUGGGCUCAAAGCUCUGUGAACAGUCUUACUCUCUGUAUGAAUGUAAUACACAGAGACGGACUCGUAAAACGCCCCAGAUCAGGCGAUUUACACUUGAUGUUUCUAUCCUCACUGAUAAGAGAAAAAAAAAAGUGUUACUGUUUUGUCUUGAAAAAUUCGAUUUUUUCCAGUUGGUUUCUUUGUAUACAGUAUUUACAUUUUCUUGUAAGUAUGUAUUUCUGUGUGCGUACAUAACAUAUAUAUGGGUAUGCCGUGGCAGUCAGCUUCUCCUGUGUUUGUUUACACAACACACUACUUUUUUGCCACAGCCGUUGAACUGUAGGAAGAACCGUCCGUGCACCGGAAUUCAUUUUGUUAGAUGGACAAUGCGUUGUCGUCUCUGUCAAGAGAGAUGAGAUCUUCAGUAGUCUGAUGUAGUUGCAGUCCUAACCCUUUCCCUCCUCCUUACAAUGCAGAGCAGGCAUGCCCCAUAUUGAAUGUUAUUUUCAGCCGUAUAAACCUUUGAAGAGAAAGGCUUGUACAAUAAAAUGAAUGUGAUUCAAUGUAAUGUCAAUAUUAAAAC